This is a messenger RNA of Carica papaya (papaya), 1965 nucleotides long. RefSeq names its product trifunctional UDP-glucose 4,6-dehydratase/UDP-4-keto-6-deoxy-D-glucose 3,5-epimerase/UDP-4-keto-L-rhamnose-reductase RHM1-like. Gene Ontology annotation, biological process: nucleotide-sugar metabolic process. Gene Ontology annotation, molecular function: dTDP-glucose 4,6-dehydratase activity. The record is from RefSeq and is a predicted model, not a curated record. Lineage: Eukaryota; Viridiplantae; Streptophyta; Magnoliopsida; Brassicales; Caricaceae.
AUGUCUAGUGAAGUUGCUCCAUAUGCACCGAGGAGGAUCCUUAUAACAGGUGCAGCAGGUUUCAUUGCAUCUCAUGUGACCAGUCGCUUGAUUAAAAACUACCCUGAUUACAAGAUUAUAGCCCUUGAUAAGCUUGACUACUGCUCCAACCUCAAGAAUCUCCAUCAAUGUCGUUCCUCCCCAAAUUUCAAGUUUGUUAAGGGAGACAUUGCUAGUGCUGAUCUUGUUAACUAUCUUUUGGUUGCCGAAGAUAUUGACACGAUCAUGCACUUUGCUGCACAAACCCAUGUUGAUAAUUCUUUUGGCAACUCUUUUGAGUUCACCAAUAAUAACAUUUAUGGUACCCAUGUUCUUCUUGAAGCCUGUAAAGUAACUCAACGAAUCAAGAGGUUCAUUCAUGUUAGCACAGAUGAGGUGUAUGGUGAAACAGAUAUGGAGACCGACAUUGGUAAUCCAGAGGCUUCCCAGUUAUUGCCUACAAAUCCUUAUUCGGCCACCAAAGCAGGAGCUGAGAUGUUGGUGAUGGCUUAUCAUAGAUCUUAUGGGUUACCAACGAUCACUACUCGUGGCAAUAAUGUUUAUGGCCCUACAUACCCAGAAAAGCUUAUCCCUAAGUUCAUUUUGCUAGCUAUGAGGGGAGAAAAAUUGCCAAUUCAUGGAGAUGGAUCAAAUGUAAGAAGCUAUCUUUAUUCAGAAGAUGUAGCAGAGGCAUUCGAUGUAGUUCUUCAUAAAGGGGCAAUCGGUCAUGUUUACAACAUUGGCACUAAAAAAGAGAGGAGCGUGUUGGAUGUGGCAGGGGAUAUUUGUAAACUGUUUAGAUUGAAUCCUCAAGAAGUUAUAAAGUUUGUCCAUGAUAGGCCUUUUAAUGACCAUAGGUAUUUUUUAGAUGAUCAGAAACUUAAAAAGCUUGGGUGGAAGGAGCAGACAGCUUGGGCUGAUGGGUUAAAGAUGACAAUGGAGUGGUACACUAGGAAUCCUUAUUAUUGGGGUGAUGUCUCUGCUGCACUUAGACCACACCCAUGUGUCUCAAGUCUUUCUCUUUGUGAUGAUGAUUUCUUAUACUACUGUAAUGAGUUAAACAAUGAAUUGGUUAGUGGAUUAGGAGUCAAAUUCUUGAUAUAUGGGAGAACUGGUUGGAUUGGAGGGUUACUUGGGAAGCUAUGCAAGGAAAUGGGAAUCAUAUUCGAGUAUGGAAAAGGAAGAUUGGAGGACAGGAAGUCACUCAUAGAAGAUAUAAACCGGGUACAACCAAGUCAUGUGUUCAAUACUGCUGGUGUCACAGGCAGACCUAAUGUUGAUUGGUGUGAAUCUCACAAGCCAGAAACCAUUAAGAGCAAUGUAGUGGGUACCUUAACCUUAGCUGAUGUUUGCAAAGAUCAUAAUCUAUUAGUCAUGAACUUUGCAACCGGCUGCAUUUUCGAGUACGAUCAAAGUCAUCCUCAAGGUUCAGGUAUAGGAUUCAAGGAGGAAAACAAACCAAACUUCACAGGAUCUUUCUAUUCCAAGACAAAAGCCAUGGUUGAAGAGCUGCUAAGAGAAUAUGAUAAUGUAUGCACUUUAAGAGUAAGAAUGCCAAUCUCAUCAGACCUUAAUAACCCUAGAAACUUCAUAACCAAGAUCACUCGCUAUAGCAAAGUGGUGAACAUACCCAAUAGCAUGACAGUGCUAGAUGAGCUACUACCAAUCUCUAUUGAGAUGGCAAAGAGGAAUUACAAAGGGAUAUGGAAUUUCACAAAUCCUGGAGCCAUAAGCCACAAUGAGAUCUUAAAAAUGUAUAGAGAUUAUGUAGAUCCUAAAUUCAGCUGGACCAAUUUUAAUCUUGAAGAACAGGCUAAAGUGAUUAUAGCACCAAGGAGUAACAACGAGAUGGAUGCUACAAAGCUAAAGAAAGAGUUUCCUGAUUUGUUAUCAAUCAAAGAUUCAAUCAUCAAGUAUGUCUUUGAGCCAAACAAAAACAAGAUGUGA